Aspergillus thermomutatus is the source of this 1668-nucleotide messenger RNA. RefSeq lists its product as uncharacterized. The transcript has 2 exons. Gene Ontology annotation, molecular function: DNA-binding transcription factor activity, RNA polymerase II-specific; zinc ion binding. The coding region runs from base 1 to 1668 and encodes 555 amino acids. The record is from RefSeq and is a predicted model, not a curated record. NCBI's taxonomy places the organism in Eukaryota, Fungi, Ascomycota, Eurotiomycetes, Eurotiales, Aspergillaceae. Gene Ontology annotation, biological process: response to xenobiotic stimulus; regulation of DNA-templated transcription.
AUGUCGACGACAAUCAGCAAGCGCAAGCGUGCAAGGAAGGCAUGCAUCCCUUGCCACCAGCGCAAGCGAAAAUGCGACGCGGAGUAUCCCUGUGGCACGUGCACCACCUACGAAUAUAACUGCAGGUACGCCGACGACGACACCACUAGCACUGCGGAUGGAGGCGGGCACGCUCCACCCCUAGCCAAGCGCGUCAUUCUUGACGGAGGGAGUAGUAUGGCGCGCGGGGUCACCGCCAAAUCGCGCAGCCCGGACAGCCAACCUCAUGUCGCGAGAGCUCCCCAUGGACUGACAAAGAGUCCUACCGUCGGGGCCGGCAUCUUCGACGAGCAGAAGUCCAGAUACACCGGAGCAUCGGCGGCCAUGGCCUUCCCGCACAUCCUGGGCGUGGCUCUCGGCUCCGACAGCCCUCCCAAGAUCAACUCGUUCGCUUACAACUUUGGGAUCCGCCCCGAGGAGGCUUCCAACGCUUAUGGCUUCCUAGGGAAACUUAUCUCGGAGGAAGACCUCGCCUUCUACUCGAAUGUGUACUUCUCUGCAAUGGGCCCUGUCGGCGACUACAUGGACCCGAGAAUCUACGCCCAGCGAUGUCGGGAUUAUUAUCAUGGCUCCGGCAGCACCGCGGUCGCCUUUGGCGCCGUAGCCGCCGGCGUCGCUGCUUUCGGGUCGUUCCUAUCCCCAACCAGAUACCCGCGGGAGUCUGACCUGGUGCAGUACGCUAAAGCUAUUCUCGAUGAUCCAGCCUCCAUGCGUAUGCUGAGCAUUGACCACAUCAUCGCGUGGGGCAUGCGGUUAUUUUAUCUACGGGCCACAACCCGCCCCAGUAAUGCCUGGGUCGCGUCGUGCACUCUCAUGCACCUUUGCGAAGUGGUAGGGCUGCACGAGGAAGAGAACAUCAAAAGGAUGGCGUCUGUCGCCGGCGCCGCUGUUGUUGGACAUGAUGCGGACCGGCUGAGGCGAAUUUUCUGGAUCUCGUGGGCCGGGCAUCACAUGCUGUCCUAUGAGUACGAUCGUUCGGCGUUCGUGCAAAUCGUCCAGAUCAUCCCGUCGCCCAACUCGCCGUUCCAGCUCGAAUGUCAGCCUCCAACUCCGAGGGAGGAGCUAUUUGAGCGUCUCAAGGCAUUGAGGAAACUCGAUUUCACCCAUCCGUUCCUGGUGGCGACUAAGGCGGACCUUGCGUUUUGUUUCUAUCGACGCAUUUAUCAGCUCAAGACAGGCAUAACGGACGAGAUAAUUCAACUCGUCAUUGAUAGCGGUAACGACGCAGUGGAGGCGGCUGAGCAGCUAGCCAACCAGGGCCGUCUACUUUGGAACGUCAUAGGCAGCGUCUUCCAGUAUGCCUGUGUCUUGUUGGCGAUCGACACGCCGGCCUCCUCCGCUCACAUCCCUGCUGCCUUCAAGGGGUUGGAACAUCUUGUCAGGGCUGCAGACACAGGACUGACCCGUCAGGCAUUGUCAAUAGCGCGGCAUCUUCUCAGCCUCAAUAUAGCAAAGAAGCGAAAGGAGCUUAUCCAGCUGGAAGCUGUCGAGGCGGGCUACGAACCCUUCCAGGCGCAGCCGGAACCCGAGGCCAACGCCGCUUUGCCGGACAUUGGCUGGGGUGUGGACUGGGAUCAGUUUCUCAUCGAGCCAUAUCUAUCGAUUCUCGGUCCCGACAUCCAGCUGUAG